This is a messenger RNA of Hemicordylus capensis (graceful crag lizard), 2648 nucleotides long. RefSeq names its product cilia and flagella associated protein 410 (gene CFAP410). Gene Ontology annotation, cellular component: U4/U6 x U5 tri-snRNP complex. The record is from RefSeq and is a predicted model, not a curated record. NCBI's taxonomy places the organism in Eukaryota, Metazoa, Chordata, Lepidosauria, Squamata, Cordylidae. Gene Ontology annotation, biological process: cytoskeleton organization; mRNA splicing, via spliceosome. Bases 197 to 928 code for a protein of 243 amino acids. Gene Ontology annotation, molecular function: protein binding. The transcript is spliced from 8 exons.
CUGCUGGGACGAUGAAACUGACUAGCAAGGCGGUUCUGUCCCGGGCGAAAGCCACCGAACUCAGCGGAGUCCGCAGACUGAAUUGCUGGGGUAGCCGCCUCACAGAUGAACUACUCAUGAGAAGGAAAAGGCAGUCUCUCCUACUGCAGUUGCUUUGUAUCUGUGCUUUGACAGACGGUAUGGAAUCCUUAGUAACAUGAGAGCUACAAUGGACCCCCAGCCUUUACUGCCUGUACUAGUCUCUGGAACCCAGAUUUCAAUUUGCCGUGAGCUUCCCAAUGCUGAGGUGAUAACUUUCAGCGUGAACAACAUCUCUGACCUGGAGCCAAUGAGCCAGUGCCAGAACCUAACUGAGCUUUACCUAAGGAGGAACAACAUCACAAGCCUCCACGAGCUGUUCCACUUGAAAAAACUGUCCCGCUUAAGAAUCCUCUGGCUGUCUGAGAAUCCCUGCUGUGGUUCAGAUCCUCAUCGCUAUCGGAUGACCGUGCUGCGUAACCUCCCCAAUCUCCAAAAGCUUGACAAUCAGAUGGUGACAGAGGAAGAACUGUCCCAUGCACUGCUGGAGGGGGAAGAGAUAACUGCGGCCCCAGCCAAACUAGACUUGAAGAACUGCUGUCAAAACUCCACCACUGAAUCCAGUGUGAUAGAAUCUACAGUGGAGAAUGAAAAUGAACUCAUAAAUUUCAGCUUGGAGGAGACCAAUAAAAUCCGUGAGCAGCUUGGUAUGAAGCCUGUUCCAAGAGAUAAAUUUUCCUCCUUCUCACCCAGAGAGAUGGAUGGGAACAGGAAGAAACGGAACAACAUCCUCAAUGCCAUCCUGCUACUCCUGAAAGAACUGGAUUCGGAGGGAUUAGAAAUUGUCCAUCAGACCGCUGGAAACAAACUCCAAGCCUUGCAGAAGAAACAACUCCAUGAGGACCGAUAGUAAAUUCCACGCAGCUAUUUUGUGGAUUAGCGGAACUUGUAUCAAAUUUGCAUCACCGGCCCUAUUACUGCACCGUUUCUACACUGCUGUGAUCUGCGAAAGGGUGUGUUGAUGAACACAGGAGGAAACUACAUGCAUUGCCUGUGCUUCAUGUGCUACGACUUGGUUCUACGGUGAUCGCAGUAUGCAUGCAUGCAUCUGUGCAGUUGCUACCUGUCACUCCAUAAAGGCCCUCAACAGAGAAGAAAUUACCAUCCACAGAAAAUGGUCACAUGGAAGAGGAGGAGGAUGCAGCCCCUGCCAGUGCCUCCCAGCCAGAAGAAUCACUCUUAGGCCAAGCCUGGGCUAUUGUGGACCUGUUUGCAUGAUGUCCUCCCUGUGCAAUUUCACUCUGGAGCAAGAUUACACUUGUUGCCUGCACUGCAGUGAGGAGCUUUUGACAGCAACCUUGGCCACAAGGCCAGAAUUUCACAAAAACGUGACUUAAAAGUACAGAAACAAUCACUGAACUUCUAAAUUUACUGGCAAACUUCAGAAUUUUGGACUUGUUUGAAUAGGUUUGUGGGGUGGGGGUUGUGUGUUUUUACCUGAUAACACACACUCUCACAGCUUGGAAGUUUGCCUGUGCCUUUCCCCGCUGUUUUUUGCCCUCUUCGUCUACAUAGUAACCUGAAAAAAGUGCAUGGUAUGUAAGUACUUUGUUGUGGGGGAAGGCAAGUAGGUGGUGUCUGCAAUAGAAAGAUGGAAUUAAAUGGUCUGAAUAGCAAUUUGUAUACAGACCUGGCAUCUGCUCAAUAAGAUGUUGGCUCUGUGUAGUCUGUCAAAGCUGUGUCUGGUGUAGGGCAGCAUGUUACAAAAUGAUGGUAUUUAAAUAUACGCAAUGGGAAUAUCUUGACUUAAAAACAACCUUUCUCACAACAGUAUUCAUACAUUUUGCAUCUUUGCAGCAUGAAAUUGUCUCCUGGGUUUAUGUAUGAAUCAUAGGAUCUCUGAUUUCCUCAUCUAAAUCCACCUCUGUCUGAAUGAGAUCCAACUAAGUUUUCUGUUAACUUCCUUUUAGUACUAUCUCCUUUGGGAUGAGCCCUAUUGAAUGGGGUCCUCUGUUUUAGAAUGAUGGUAGAGGCGAGCUCAGUAUUUUUUCCUUUGUGCUUUUAAGCCACCAAAGUGUUGUGGCACAUACUUGGCUAUGCUUUUAAUAAUAGCAGUGCCCUCCCUCAUCUUAAUUAUUCACAGUAGAAUUUGGGAAAUCUGGAUGACUGGUAUGGAGGUAAGAAAGCAUAUUGGUACUCAAAAGUUUGAUCUAGUAAUGCACCCCUUAUUUCUGUUUCACAUAUACUCAGCUAACAAGCCUACAUAUUAAAGCAAUAAACGGAAUGAAAACGUUGCCUUUAUAGGAAGAGCCAGAUAAUGCAGAAUGAUGAACUAUGCACUGAAGAGGCUACAUGUAUGUGCAAGGAACUGGGUGCUUUAAAAAGUGUUCCUGUGCGUAAAUGGGUUCUUAAAGGCUUCUUAUUUAAAAUAUGUUCCUUUUGUAUUCAAAACAGUCAUAUUAGCAGGAAAUGGCUUAGUCCAAUUUUGAUGUAGGAAAUCCUUAAAGCUCCAAAUAUAAUGGCUUGUUUCCAUAUAAUGUAAAGAGAAAAAAUGUUUGUAAUACAUCCAGGGAGUUAUUACAUUGUAUGAUCCUUAUGUAUCAUCCCUGAUUACAACUGCCAUAUAAUCA